Cololabis saira (Pacific saury) is the source of this 339-nucleotide messenger RNA. RefSeq lists its product as uncharacterized. The coding region runs from base 1 to 339 and encodes 112 amino acids. The transcript has 3 exons. The record is from RefSeq and is a predicted model, not a curated record. Lineage: Eukaryota; Metazoa; Chordata; Actinopteri; Beloniformes; Belonidae.
AUGUGCAAGUGCGACCUCUGCUGGUGCGACCUCUGCUGGUACGACCUCCGCUGGUGCGACCUCUGCUGGUGCACCCUCUGCUGGUGCGACCUCUGCUGGUACGACCUCUGCUGGUACGACCUCUGCUGGUGCGACCUCUGCUGGUGCGACCUCUGCUGGUGCGACCUCUGCUGGUACGACCUGCGCUGGUGCGACCUGCGCUGGUGCGACCUCUGCUGGUGCGACCUGCGCUGGUGCGACCUGCGCUGGUGCGACCUGCGCUGGUGCGACCUGCGCUGGUGCGACCUCUGCUGGUGCGACCUGCGCUGGUGCGACCUCCGCUGGUGCGACCUCCGCUAG